AUUGCACGAAACGGGUCACCGGGAAUGUCGCGUUGGUUAAGCAACGGCUUGAGAUUCAAAUCGUUACUCCCCGUAACAUCGACCGCCCGCCGAAGUCUUCUUGUACUGGCCAUGUAUUGUUAAACAGCCACGGAAAUCUCGUGGAACGCUGGGAGCUGCUGAGCAAAGUGUCGCAUCCGUCACACAAUGGCGGUUUUUGAAGUUGAAAUUCGCGAAUACGUUCUACGACCUGCCGAAGGAGAAGUCGGUGCGGCCGCAGGCGGGGGAUUCAGGGGACGGGGGAAUCUAGUGAGGACGCUGGACGUAGCGGCGACGAAAUGAAGCAUGCAGCAUGCGUGGUAGCGGUGUCACGGCUGCGCGGUCUUGCCUUCAACCCCUGGUGUCCGCCAGCCGCUAUCUCGCCGUACACGCCCUCCCCGGUGAUCCUCUCUACUUCGUCGUCGAGGCAAAGUCGAGAGUGAAGGAGGUUUACACGCAGACAUGCAUGCUUCUCAACCAACAGGGCAUGCGAGAUUGCGAACUUUUCGGCCUGGCAAUAUUGUCCGACGGCGAGUACCUUUUCGUGGAUCCCGAGAAUAAGCUGAGCAAGUACGCUCCGAAAAAUUGGCGAAACUCUCAUACAUACGGUUUAGACAGCAGUGGGAGGCCAGCUUUUGUACUCUACUUUCGAGUUCGUUACUACGUCGACACACCGUUACUCUUGAGCGAUGAGACGACGCGGCAUCACUAUUAUCUGCAACUGCGCGACAACGUCGUCAGGCAUGGUGGCGGGGUGGAGAGCCUUCAUCCUCACCAUCCCCUUCACGAACCAUCUAUCGUUACGCCUCUGCUCACGCUCGCUGGGCUCGCCCUUCAAGCCGAUCUUGGCGACUAUUCCGAGGAACGGCACAGACCACACACAGGAUCCGUCGGCUACUGUAAACCCUCGGAUUACCUUCCUCCCCACAUGUGCCACGAGUCGAAUGUGCUCGCCGUGCUCGCGGCGCAGCACAGGGACAACAGUGGGCUCUCCAGGGAGGAGGCAGAGUUGCAGUACAUUCGGGAGGCGGUGUUGCUGGAGGCGCCGCUCAACGCUCACCUGUAUCGGUUGCGCCGAAGCAAGAACGAGGCGGGACCCGGACGUAUACUCCUGGCGAUAUGCGCUCGCGGGGUGCGAGUCUACGCCGAGGAGGAGACACCGCGCAUUUUCGCUUGGAACAAUAUCGGCAAACUCUGCUUCGACCGCAAAAAGUUCGAGAUCCGUGCAGUCGAUCAGCCGGACAAGCUCACCCUCUACAGCGGCUGCGACGACAAGAGCAAACUUCUCUUGGGACUCUGCCGUGACACCCAUCAGUUCUCCAUGGCUAUAGCGCCUAGAGUGAACGAAGCCAAGAGGCGGGAGGAGGAAGAACGGAAAGUCCUCAGGGACUGUUACAUGUACCCCGCUCGGUGCAAGCUGAACUUGACGACGCGCGGUGCGCGCGGUGACCAACGGAUUUCCGUCAUCUCGAGCACGUCCUCGAACACGACGUCCGGUAUAGUGAGCGAUCGAGUGCACAGCGAGGACGAGCCCGACACCGCCCCGGUAUCGACCGAGUGUUUGCCGCGUCUCACCGAGUCGACGCCUUAUUCGACCGGCCAAGGUAGAGUUCUGAACGGCAAUGACACGGACAAUCAUUCUAUGCCAUCUUCUCCUGUUUCCAUCGUCGACGGACAAUUUUCAGAGGUGGAUGGUGCGGACAACACUCCCACGUCGGUCACCUUGCGACUCGCGUCGAGCACCGCAAUGGCCGCCGAGGGCUCGCAGUGCAGCAGCAGCUGCAGCACGGUCGUCGUCGUGAACACACCUGCGGGCGGGCCGAUUCGCCGCGCCUCGGCGACCUCCAGCUUGGAGCUGGGCUAUUCGCACACGGCGCAAAACUCCGCGAUCUCCACGGAAACCGCCAGCUUCCCGGGCGCCAUUUAUGACAGGUGCAAGAAGACCGGCAAGUAUGCAGGUACCGACAUCGCGAGCGAGACCAGCGGCGUGUAUACGCUGAGAAGCAGCGAGAUGCAGGACGAGAGAAUCGGCGACGACCUGUACUCCCCCACGGGCGACACCAACAACUCCUCGGCGGCGAGCGACGUGUGCGCCCUGAGCACGGUUCAGUCCACCACCGACGAGGCGUCCGUCACGUCCGGCUUCUACACCAUCCACAGCGGGCUGCGGUCAGAGAGCAGCGACGUGUACACCGAGGACGUCGAGCCGGAGGAUCAGGAGCCGAUAUACAGCGUGUGCAAAGGUGACGACGAUUCCUUGAACCAACAGCUCGAGGACUCGCGGUCGCGCAGCAACAGCAUACUCAGCGCGGACAGCUUCCGCGGCGACGGCAGCGAUCCGUCCAGCGCGCGGCCGCUGUUGUCGGCCGACGAGCUCUCGGAUCUCAUAGUGGGUAGAUAUCCACCGCGCAAAACCAUCAGCAACUCGAUGGACUCGGACUGUGACUACGUGACCAUGCCGCCGCCGCCGCCGCCCAGAACGGACAGCGAUCGGUUGCCGCCGCCGUAUCCGGUGAACAUCGAGCCGUACGCGACGAUCAACUCUCCCAAGAGACCGGGCGGUGCGGAUCGGGAACCGCCACCGCCCCCGCCGCCGUAUAACGCGGCACGCAACGACUUCGUGGUGCCGUUACCGCCCAGACGAGCCGAUCCGCCGCCUCCACCACCGCCGUACACCUCGCCGCGAGAGAGGAUCCAGAUGCCGCCGCCCACGCCGCCGCGGAACGACGCGGUGACGCCGCGGGAGCCGCCGCCACCUCCGCCGCCUUAUCCCGACGUCGUGACGAGGAUCGCCAAGAUCAUGGACGUCGCUGCGCCGAAACCACCGCCCAGGAUACAACCUCCCACUUACCCCGGCGAUAAGAUGAAGCCCACGCCGGUACACGCUCCGGUGGCCGCUCUCGUGGUAGGGCCGAACAAUUAUCUGGACGUGCAUGCCUCCCGUGGCGGCGGCCCGGUGCUUCUGCCGUAUUUGACCUCGGCGCCGCCGCCACCGCCGCCGCCACCGCCGCCGCCGCCGCCGCCUCCACCCCCGAUGGUGCAUUCGAGGCAACCGCCGCCGCCGCCGCCGUCGUCUCAGCAACAACAAUCGCAACCGGCGACUCCGGUGUCGACGCUGUCGUCCGCUUCCAGCCUGGCGACCGUGUACACCAGCCAGGUCGCCAGAUCGCAGAUAGAACAGUACAAACAACAACUGUACUCGGACGUCGAUUACGUCAUGUUCCCGUUAAAGGAUCCGGCCGUGUCGAAGCAGGAGUACAUCGACGCCAAGCAGGGCUCCCUCCUGGCGGCGAUGGCGGCCUACCCCCCGCCGCCGCCGUAUCCGUCCUUCAGCAAGUCCUCGGUGAUGUAUCGCAGCACGCCUUACUUACCCGGCGCAUCUUUCUCCUCGCCCAAGUACGCGUCCAACCAGAAUCUGAGCAGCAGCGACGCCAGCUCUGCCGGCAAUUACCUGCUGCACAGCAAUCUGAGCAGUCACUACGCCGCCAGCACGAGCUCGCUGUACAGCGGCUCGUCCAUCGGCAGCUAUAGUCUCAGACGGGAGCCACCCGCGCCGGCUCAUCCGCACACCUUGCACGCGUUCUCGCGCACCAGGAGCGAUGAGAACAUCCUCAAGUGUUUGGACACCAAGAUGCAUCCCCUGCCUAAACCCCAUCGUAGACUACCGCCGCCGCCGCCGCCGCCGCCUUACGAGAUACAGAAUCUCGAGAAGAAUCAACCUUUACCGUCGGCUUCCUCGGUGGGAGUGCCGAUGAGCAAGCAAAUUAACAGUAACGGUGCGGAAGAAAGCGACGAAGACAUGACGGACGACGACGACGACGACGACGACGACGACGACGGUAUGCUCGAUAUCCGAACGCUUCGCGAGAAGAGCCGGAACCUGGACCUACCAUUAAUUUCCGCGCUGUGCAACGACCGAUACCUGUUGAAGCAGACCAAGGCUUUCGUCUUGCCGAAGCACCCCAUCGAGUCAUCCACCUCUGCCGUGAAGAACGGCGCGCGAAACGGCAACACGACGCCCUUCACCAGGAAUAAGUAUCCGGUAAGCGGACUGUCAACGACGCAGAUCCAGAAACCACCCCGGAAAUCCUCGGCGAGCACCCACAAGCACCCGUCCGAGGUGAAGGGCAACGCCUACAAGGUCACCGCCUCCUCCACGGCGGUAUCGACGGCUAAGAAGGACUUCGCGAAAGCGUCUCAUUCCUAACACUCGCUCUCUCGUUUUCUCUCAUUCUCUCGUUUAUCCCGAAAUUUCUAGCUCCGAGUACAUUCCAUAAUCCCGACGUUAUCGUUGCGCGCGCGUCACCGUUUCGUCGUUCGACGUAACUAGAGACGAUGUUACAGCGAGGAAACGAUGUGUCCCGACAGCAACUUACUCAAAUAUCGUUUCCGCAGACCGUGCUUCUUCAACUCAGGGUGCCAUCUUACUCGUUCUCUUCCCCCCGGAUACUUCAACCGUGCAGCAGACUCCAUUAAUAAUAUUCCAUUCCCUAGACAUAGUGAUAUUGUAGUUUUCGAAUUGGGCGUGUUAUUUUUGAAUAUUUAUGUAUCAUGACUGUUGCUUUGAAGAAUCAUUGUCGGAUCAUCAAAUUAUCAACAGUCAUGAUGCACAAAUAAUAAUUGGAAAUUCUCGGUGUUACUAGGACGGCAUUAAUGGGGUCUGCUAUAUAACUAGAAUCGUUCGUUCCAAGCGACGGAAAUAUCCGCGUGAAUCGUUCGUCGACGGUGACGAUGGAAACGAUCUUCCGUGCUUCAUAUUCUCGUAAUAUUCAUCCAGUUUUUUUUUCCCCUCAAAUCGUCAUUUUUCAUAUAAAAUAUUUAAGUACUUGAGCUUUGAUAUUUGCGUACUCAAAGUGUCUACUGCCUAUUGCUCAAUUGUACGGCUGGAUGCGAUGGAAAUUCGAUUUGCAAGCCCCCAUCAAGGCGGCGCUAGUCCCGCUCGUUGUUAGGAUAAACUAUACCAGUUUAUUGGCCAUUGUAAUGAUCGUUACAUCGCGCGAUUACCGAAUAAUAAUUCGCAAAUUUACGAGUUUUUAAAGUUUAUGACGAAAUCACGCGCUCUCACGUAUUUCCGGGGGAAAACAUUUCUCAUA
Molecule: messenger RNA, 5111 nt
Organism: Dinoponera quadriceps
Lineage: Eukaryota; Metazoa; Arthropoda; Insecta; Hymenoptera; Formicidae
Product: protein expanded
Exons: 13
Coding region: 332-4225 (1297 amino acids)
Biological process (GO): positive regulation of hippo signaling
Cellular component (GO): cytoskeleton; cytoplasmic side of apical plasma membrane
Source: RefSeq, a predicted model, not a curated record